Messenger RNA from Girardinichthys multiradiatus, 3047 nucleotides. Its product is annotated as guanine nucleotide-binding protein G(o) subunit alpha-like. Lineage: Eukaryota; Metazoa; Chordata; Actinopteri; Cyprinodontiformes; Goodeidae. The coding region runs from base 1015 to 1914 and encodes 299 amino acids. Gene Ontology annotation, cellular component: heterotrimeric G-protein complex. Gene Ontology annotation, molecular function: GTPase activity; G-protein beta/gamma-subunit complex binding; G protein-coupled receptor binding. Gene Ontology annotation, biological process: adenylate cyclase-modulating G protein-coupled receptor signaling pathway. The transcript has 9 exons. The record is from RefSeq and is a predicted model, not a curated record.
UUUAAAAAGAAAGCCAUAAGUCCCACUUGCAGUUCGCCACAAAACAGACACUGCACAUCACUCUGCUCAGACCAUCCAAAUCCAGUAUUUUGUCAUAUUUUACAUUAGAACGCAAUUUACCAGAAAAAUAAGCUACAUUCUCAUCUAUUCAGGAAGCCAACAGAGUGAGCAUUAAUUGUUUUAUAUCAGUAAUAAAAAAAGUAUAAAUAAACACGAUGUGUUGGGAAACAGAGUUUGGUGGCUGACUCAUGUCCGUCAGGUUAAAGUGAACAUGACACAAGUUGGAAAAGACAUGGAUUCUUUCGGCGAAACAACACGAAACUGUGCAAAAACAACCUCACAAGACCAGGUUCAAUUUGUAUUUAUUAAUUUCUUUUUCUAGGAGCUGUUGAUUAAAAAUUAAGUAACAACAUUGACAUGAAUACGUUUCGUCGUUUUACCGACAAUCGAUCAGAAAAGCUGUGAAGACGGUCGGAUCCGCCUCUCUGGCUGCAGUGCGCGCUCCCGACACAGGGGGGAACAGAAUAUUUCAGGGGAACAGAAUUUCGUACAACAGAAAGAAAUCUGAGCAAAAUUGUCAGUCUUUAGACAUGCAACUGUGAAGACGGUGGUACAAUGUAUUGACUUAGUGAGCUGAAUACAAAUGCAAGUCUCACCUUUCAUGUUUUUAUGUGUGAGAAAAUUGAUUUUUUUUGUGUCUUUUUAUAGAUGGGGAGUUAUAGGUUAAAAGCAAAAUGUUCAAUAUGGUAAAUUGUCAUAGUAAAUAAUGAUGGCUGCGUUAAACGUCCGACACGUGAACGUAAUAAGCUUGUAAAACAAAGUUUUAAUAUUAUUUUGUAGGGACUCUCUUUUUCCGGUGUCAUGGGCUUUUAUUUUGACAGAAUGCGAUGCGAGCGUGUUUCUAAUUAGCAAAUUAGCAAAUUACCGCCUCGGUUUUCUGCUUGCUUGACUCCAAGAACAGUAACACAAAAAUAACAACAAAUCUGCAAGGAAACGAAGAGCAACAACAGAGAGAUGUUUUGCUGUUUAAAAAGGCUCCGUCUGUCUCUGAAGAUCUGCAUGGGAAUGUGCUUCCAGAAGGAUAUAUCAAAGGAGAGUAAGAAAGCCAAAAUAAAGAGCUGUGUAAUCGAACAGGACCUUUGUGAACAUGCCAGGGCUGAAAGGGAUGUAAUCAAAAUCCUCAUGCUUGGAGUUGCAGAGAGUGGAAAGAGCACAAUAAUCAGACAGAUCAAGAUAAUUCACAGCUUUGGCUUCUCCAAACAGGAACUCCUCAGUUUCAAGCCUGCAGUGUUGGAUAACCUUCUGACCUCUAUGAAGAUUGUUCUGCAAGGAAUGGGCAAGCUGCGGAUAAACCUUGCAAACAAGAAGAACAAGAUCCAGGCUCGCUCCAUUCUGUCCUGCAGCCAGUGUUUGGGACACGACCAGGAGCUGCUUCCUUUUGUGGCGCAAGCCUUCUAUGCCCUUUGGGCCGACCAAGGAGUGAGGGCUGCUGCAGCCAGAGGAUGCGAGUACGAGCUGAACGACUCUGCCCUCUACUUCUUUGAAAACAUAAGUCGAAUCAUCUCACCAAACUACGUUCCCACUGAAACAGAUGUCCUGAGAGUCAGAGUGAGGACCUGUGGAAUCAUUGAGACACAGUUUCAAGUUGAUGAAACAAUCUUUAGAUUGUAUGAUGUUGGUGGCCAGCGGAGUGAAAGGAGAAAGUGGCUGAGCUGCUUUGAUUCUAUUCACGCCUUGCUGUUUGUUGUGGCCCUCAGCAGCUAUGAUCAGACGUUGCUGGAGGAUCCAUCAAUGAAUCGACUUCAGGAAAGUCUUGAACUUUUUACAUCAAUCUGCACUAACACAGUCUUCCAGAAAAUCUCUCUGAGUACAACACAUCUGCUAACCUACCAAAACCAAAUUCACCUAAACUGAGCCAAGAUAUUCUUGCCAACUCUGGAGGAGCUGCAGAUAUCCCCAUCUCAGGUGGGGGUUGACAGGACAUUGAUUAGCCAUGCACUCCACAAAUCUGGCCUUUUUAUGUAAUAGUGGCAUAAAGGAAAAUCCUGAACCCCUGUUUGCAAAGUUGUGUGUGGCAGAGAAUGAACACUGCACAACACCCUGAACAUACACAUUGUGGACAAUUGUGUUGGCAGCAUCAUGCUGUGGGGAUGCUUUCAAGAGGGACAUGGAGGCUGACCAGAGUUGAUGGAAAGAUGGAUGGAGCUAAAUACAGAGUAAUACUGGAAGAAAGCCCAUUAGAGGCUGCACAAGACUUGGGACAGGGGUGGAGGUCAUCAUCGAGCAGAACAUGCAGCCCUUAACAUACAGCUUGGCCUACAAUGGAUUGGCUUAAAUCAAGCCUGGUAAACUCCAGUUCCUAAAAAUCAGCUUUAUUAUCCAAUUGAGAAUCUGUGGCAAAUCUUGAAAAUUGCUUAUGAGACACACAAUCCAUCCACUCUGACUGAGCUUGAGAUGUUUUACAAAGAAUGGACAAAAAUGUCAGUCUGUAGAUUCGCAAGGCUGGUAGAGACAUAAGCCAAAAGACCUGCAGCUAAGGAGAAACGAAGAAUUGCAAUAAAAAGUGGUUCUACAAAGUCUGCAACUAUGCAAAGGGGUUGCAAAAUAAAGCACACAGCAUUUUUCAGAUUUUAAUUUGUAAAAAAAUUUGAAAAUGAUUAGAUUUUCAUUUAUUUUGCAACAGUUUGCUACUUUGUGUCAGACAAAAUCCCAAGAAGAUAGAUGGAAAACUGUGAUUUAAGGGGUAUAUAAACCUCUGGAAAGCGCUGUAUGUAACCUCCUUCUAUUCUCUAUUCUCACACUGUUCUAAAUAUGACAGCAAGACAGGUGCAUUGAUUGGCCUUUUAAGUAAUCUUGCCAGCUAUGCAAACAGAGCCCAACAAAGCUUUGAUUGCAUCUGAUGUGCAUAAUUGGCAUACAAAUUCUAGUUUGCUGCAGCCAUGUUUAACAGCUGCUGUGGUUGUUUUCUACUGUCAUACUGAGAAUGAGUUGCUUUGGUUAUUUGGACAGAAAUCCUUUGUUAGUUUUUGAGAAUUGUUUUCUUAAGG